AUGUUUUAUGACCAUGAUGCCCAUAGGGAAACCAACAAAGUGAUGUUGUACAUUGUUGCACCUUUGUUAAAUAGUGUAGGAAAUGAGGAAGGCUUAAAUGAUGAUUUAGGUUGGGACUAUGUUAUACCUGAAACAAACCUUAUUGCUCAUGUGUCAAGCCCAUAUAGUCCCAAUGAUGAGUUGAUAAGCUUGAAUGGAUCUGAUGAUGAAGGAAUUGAUAGUGGUUCUAUAUACUUAGAUUAUAUUCCUUCAAGAGAUUUUGGAGAAAAGGAAAUAGAAAUAGGUACGAGGUUUGGGUUAACUCAAGAUUUUAGGUUGGUAUUGAGAGUGACAGCAUUGAGGGGAAAGUUUGAUAUAAAGUUCACAAGGAAUGAUAGAGAUAGGGUAAGUGUAGUAUGCAAGGCUGACUGUGGGUGGAAGAUAUAUGUAAGCAAACCAGAAGAUGAAAACUGUUUGAUAGUAAAGAUUUAUCUGCAGGAACAUAGAAACUGCCUUUGGUUUCACACCAAUGCACAGGCCUCAUCUUCCUACAUUGCAAACAAAUACAUAAAACAAUUCAGAAUAAACCCAAAUAUGUUUUUGAGUACACUUAAGAGUACUAUUGCUUCUGAUAUGGACAUUGAUAUGUCCAAACACAAAGUGUCUAGGGCUAAAAUGAAGGCUUUAAAAAUGAUUGAGGGAAAUGAAGCAAACCAAUAUCAGAAAAUGAGAGAUUAUUGUAGUCUAAUAUUAAGAACCAACCCAGGCAGUGUUGUCAAACUACAAACUGAGCCAAGUACUGUUGAGAACAUUAGAAGGUUUCAAAGAGUCUUCAUCUGUUAUGCUGCAAUGAAAACUAGUUUUAAAAAAGGGUGUAAGCCACUAAUUGGUGUGGAUGGUUGCUUUCUGAAGGGACCAUAUGGUGGACACCUAUUGAGUGCAGUUGCCAAUGAUGGGAAUGGCCAAAUGUUCCCAGUAGCAUUUGCAGUGGUGGAUUCUGAGAUAAAAGACUCUUGGGAAUGGUUUAUGGGAGAAUUAAUGGAUGCAGUUAGACCUUACCAUGGUAUAACCUUCAUAUCUGACAGACAAAAGGGUUUAGUAGAAACCUUUGAUAAUAUGAUGAAAAGGUCAGACCAUAAAUUUUGUGUCAGACAUCUUUAUGAGAAUUUCAAGCUCAGAAGUAUGAGGUUGAAUGUUAUGGUAUUAGUGAGGCAGUUGACAUUGAUAAAAGAAUAUGCAGCUGUAGAGUGUGGCAGUUCACGAGUAUUGAUGUAA
This is a messenger RNA of Cornus florida, 1254 nucleotides long. RefSeq lists its product as uncharacterized. The record is from RefSeq and is a predicted model, not a curated record. The transcript is spliced from 4 exons. NCBI's taxonomy places the organism in Eukaryota, Viridiplantae, Streptophyta, Magnoliopsida, Cornales, Cornaceae. The coding region runs from base 1 to 1254 and encodes 417 amino acids.